GGGGGUGGGGUCGCGAGGCUGCGGGCAGGGAGGGCAGCGCAGCGCCAUGGCGGCGCCGCUUCGGGACCGCCUGGCUUUCCUGAGCCGGCUGCCAGUGCUGCUGCGGGGCACAGCGGAUGACGACACCCCCUGCCCUGGGUACCUGUUUGAGGAGAUCGCCAAGAUCUCCCACGAGUCGCCCGGCAGCAGCCAGUGCCUGCUGGAAUAUCUCCUCAACCGGUUGCAGAGCAGCUCCUGCCACGUCAAGCUGAAGGUGCUGAAGAUCCUGCAGCACAUGUGCACCCAGGGCUCACCCCAGUUUGUCCAGCAGCUGAGGAGGAACGCCUGCUUCAUCCGGGAUGCAGCAGUGUUUUCUGGGCCCCCAGACCCCCUCCAUGGAAACAGCUUGAACCAGAAGGUCCGGUUAGCUGCACAGGACUUGGCCAGCGUUCUCUUUAUGGAUGCACCGCUCCCACCACCUGCCACGCUGCCUGCCCGUCCCCUGCCUCCUGCGGGCAUGGGCUCCAGCCCCAGCCCCUGCAGCUCCCUGCAAGGAUUUGGCUUCAGCAGUGAGCAAAGCAGCUCUGCUUCUCCAGGAGAAGCCCUGCUGAGCUCCAUCCAGCGGGCGGCCGAAGCGGUGGCCCAUGCUGUGCUCCCAUCCCCAUCGCAGCCCCAGCCUCGUCACAGAGAGCUCCACGAGGACUUGUACGAGCCUGUGAGAGCCCCCUCUCCCAACAGGAGCCCCAACAGAGCUGUGAAGCCCCCGGCAGCCACCGCAGCACACAGCACCCGAGUGAGCCACCAGCCGGGGCUGGCCGGCGGCGGGUGGGAGGAGGCAGACAGCGGGCACAGCUCCCAGGACUCCUCGCAGGGGAACGGCGAGUUGAGCCACACCUCGGACUCCUGCAGCAAAUCGGGCAGCGACAGCCACUCUGGGGCCAGCCGGGAGCUGGCACACGUUGCUGAGAGCAGGGUGGAUGCUGACAGCCUGGGUGACUGCGUGCGGGAGGUGAGCCUGGUGUCGACUCUGACCCGUGGCACCAGGGUCUUCCUCACCCGGGAGGAAGCACAGCACUUCCUCAAGGAGUGUGGGCUGCUGAACUGCGAGGUGGUGCUGGAGCUGCUCAGCCGGGCGCUGGGAGACCCUCGGGACAGUGUCCGCAUGAGGUCCAUGUGCGCCAUCUCCUCCCUCAUGUGCUCUGAUCUGCUUUCCCUGGACCAGAUCUUUGCCGCGACGCGGCAGCACCUGCAACAGCUCAGCCAAGGCAGCCCCGGUCCUGUCGCCAACCGAGCAACCAAGAUCCUGCGGCAGUUUGAGGCACUCUGCAGAGACCGGCCUUCCCCCAAAACCACACGCCCGCGCAUGGACCCUUCCACGGGCUCAGCCCUGAACCCUGGGGACCUGCUGACGGACAUCCCGCUCCUGGCCAGCGAGAGCAUCCUCACCCCACUGAGCACCAUCCCACUCCCUGGGCAGGAGCAGGGGCUGGAAGCGGAGCCCCACAGGCACCCCGGAGCUGCAGUGCCACCAUGCCCGUGUGAGCCAGAGGUGGCAAGCAGGCUGGCAGGGGAUGGCAGCCUCUCCCUCUUCGCCGGCAUGGAGCUGGUAGCCCAUCCCGGUGCGGUGCUGUGCCCAGACUCUGCGGCAGAGCCACGGCCACCGUCCCAGGACAGACCGAUGGACACAGAGGGCAGACAGCAGCUCUCGGCCUUCGCCUUCCUCAACAUGUAGCAGCUGGGGUGGGGGGCUUUGCCCUCCCUCGCUGUGGGGCCAUGGACCCCUGGAAGCUGCUCUGGCACAGGGUUUCGGAAAAGCAAAGGAGCUUUUUGCCCAAAGUCCUGGUUUUCCAGAGCCAAAGCCUGGCCGCUGGCACCCCGCGCUCAGCUGGGCUGUGCAGGGGGGCUGGAGGCCAGGGCAGAGCUGGGGGGUGGUUGGGGACCCCAGCAUAGCCAUGGGGUGCCCCUCCAUGUCCCCGGGCUCCGGUGGCUGAGGGGAGGCCCCGCCAAUAAACCCUGCGCUCAGG
This is a messenger RNA of Cuculus canorus (common cuckoo), 2003 nucleotides long. It is a transcript of the gene TEPSIN, whose product is annotated as TEPSIN adaptor related protein complex 4 accessory protein. NCBI's taxonomy places the organism in Eukaryota, Metazoa, Chordata, Aves, Cuculiformes, Cuculidae. The transcript is spliced from 13 exons. Gene Ontology annotation, cellular component: trans-Golgi network membrane. The coding region runs from base 47 to 1711 and encodes 554 amino acids. The record is from RefSeq and is a predicted model, not a curated record.